AUGACAAAUAAUGCAUUCAUAGAACACAGACAUUGUUCUGAUACUCUACCAAUUCUAUCUUUUUUCUUCAAUUCUACCUUCAUAAGACAAAUCAUAUAUAAAUUAUUAAGAAUAGUAUAUUUAAAAUGCGAUAUAAUAAAAUUCUUAAUUAUUUACUAACAAAAUAAAUACUUUUAAAUACAGCAGUUUAAAAAAAAAAGAAAUAGUAAUGAAGUUGGAGAUUUACCUUCAAAAGAUCGUGUUAGGUUAUAUUCAAAAGAAAAAAAAGAAAUCCAAAUAAUUACAGACAACAAUAUUCGAUUACAACUAGACGUAACGUAUUUGACAACACUUAUCACAAAAUAAAAUUUUGUACAAAUAUUAUAAAUAUUAAAUAAGUUUAUCGUAGUUUAAGCGACAUUACCCAUUCGCUAUGUUCAGCGUCCACGUGAGGAUCUAUGGUAGUAUACCUAUGGUAGUAUACCUAUGGUAGUCUACCUAUGGUAGAUGGCGAUAUGUGCGUGCACAUGUCUAUCCGUAAUAACGUGCGUGAAAUGAAAUAUAUUCAGAGGCAUAAAAUACUAUCAUAACAUACAACAUGCAUAUGUUAAAUUACUUUAUAUAAUUUUCUUUUUUUUUUAAUAGAAACGAAAUGUUUUAUACGAUAAAUCGACAAAUUUUAAACAACGCAAAUUUUUAUUUACAAGUGAAGUUGUCAAUACAAGUACAAUUCGAAUUGUAUUUUUUUUUUUUUUUCAAAGAUAGAUUAA
Messenger RNA from Heterotrigona itama, 749 nucleotides. The record is from the annotation of a GenBank genome assembly. NCBI's taxonomy places the organism in Eukaryota, Metazoa, Arthropoda, Insecta, Hymenoptera, Apidae.